AUGAGUUGUAUCGAGGAGAGAAUUGAGCUUGAAGAGAUUGUUGAAAUUGAACUAGAAACUAUCAAUUCAGGAUCAAGUUCUACAUCAAUUUUGCCUGACAGUGGGGAAAUAGUAUACCCAGAUGGAGGAUGGAGAGCUUAUGGAGUUGUUCUAGGGUCUUUUCUCGGUUUGACUGUGAGUUUUGGACUCAUUAAUUCGGUCGGUGCUAUCCAGGCUUAUAUUGCAACGCAUCAGCUUGUCAAUGAAGCUACGUCUACAAUCUCAUGGAUUUUUUCCAUCUACUUGACAAUUGCUUUCGGUGUGGGAAUCUUGGUGGGUCCAGUAUUUGAUACCAACGGAGCACUUCCACUAUUAUUAUGUGGUUUGGUACUUCAAUUUGUAGGUUUAAUGGCUACGGCUGUUUGUAAAUCUGUGGUUGAGUUCGUAUUUGCUUUCUCUGUUUGCGUUGGUGUUGGGAAUGCUUUCUGUAUUACACCAUUGAUCGGUUCGGUAAGUCACUGGUUUUUAUGCAAAAGAGGUCAGGCCAUUGGAUUGGCUACCGUUGGGGGCUCUAUUGGAGGUGUUGUGAUACCAUUGAUGCUACAUGCACUUUAUAGAAAUGUGGGCUUCGUAUGGGCUAUAAGAGUAUUGGCAUUUUUCUGUCUUGGAUGUCAGGCUCUCUCUGUAUUACUUGUUAAAGAAAGGGUAAGAAGAAAGUUGGCUAAUUCAGACGACAACCAAAGAAAAUUGCAACAAAUAGUACAUGCUUGCAACGAGCUUAUUGACUUACUGUCUUUAAAGGACAUGAAGUUCGUCUUUCUCACUCUUGGUGUAUUCUUUGAAGAAGUGUCAUUGAUGUGUACUUCGACAUAUUUGUCCACCUAUGCUAUUACUCAGGGAGCUAGUGAGUCUACGGCCUACAUCUUAGUAACUGUAUUCAAUGCUAGUGGGAUUGUUGGAAGAGUUGUUCCAGCGUAUGCUGCUGACUACAUAGGUUACUUCAAUGUGAAUGCAUUGAUGUUGACGGGUAUGGUAUUAACGAUGUUUGUAAUGUGGUUUCCUUUUGGAUCUCAUAUAGGUGUUCUCUACGCUUUUUCCAUCUUGUGUGGCUUCUUCGUCUCCUCUGUAUUGAGCAUUACCCCAGCAUGCCUAGGAGCCAUUACGCCAGUUCACAACUUUGGCCAAAGGUACGGAAUGUGUUUCUGUCUAGCAUCGUUAGGAUACUUGAUAGGUAUACCUGUUGGUGCAGCAAUAAUUGGUGAUGGAAGUCGUCAUCGAUACGACAUCUUCGCCUUGUAUUGUAGUCUUUUGGCUCUUGCAUCCAUGUUAUGUUGGAUGGUGAGCAGGUACUACAUCGUGGGGCUGAAGAUUAACGUACGCAUUUGA
Molecule: messenger RNA, 1365 nt
Organism: Scheffersomyces stipitis CBS 6054
Lineage: Eukaryota; Fungi; Ascomycota; Pichiomycetes; Serinales; Debaryomycetaceae
Gene: MCH4.1
Exons: 1
Coding region: 1-1365 (454 amino acids)
Biological process (GO): transmembrane transport
Cellular component (GO): fungal-type vacuole membrane
Molecular function (GO): transmembrane transporter activity
Source: RefSeq, a predicted model, not a curated record